Cladophialophora immunda is the source of this 2291-nucleotide messenger RNA. RefSeq lists its product as uncharacterized. The transcript has 5 exons. The record is from RefSeq and is a predicted model, not a curated record. Lineage: Eukaryota; Fungi; Ascomycota; Eurotiomycetes; Chaetothyriales; Herpotrichiellaceae. Gene Ontology annotation, biological process: DNA-templated transcription; regulation of DNA-templated transcription. Bases 246 to 2291 code for a protein of 681 amino acids. Gene Ontology annotation, molecular function: DNA binding; DNA-binding transcription factor activity, RNA polymerase II-specific; zinc ion binding.
CAAGCCACCCCUUCUUCCCGCUCUCAAGCCAGCCACCCCCCUGUGGCCCAGAUGCAGCGACCGCGUGACCGCAUGCGGGCGCCUGCGCUUAUCGUGGGCCAACCUGCUUUCGACCUAGCGGGGCAAGAUUUGCUGAUACAAUUCUCCUGGAAACAACUUCCGUGAGGCCAUUCAUUGCCCGGACACCACGCUCCAACCCACCAGCCCACGGGCCUGGAAAUUUGAUCCGGGGACACCAGAGCAAAAUGUCCCAGCGGCGCCUGAGGCCCAUCGAACCAGCAAAUCCCCCGCCCGAGGAGCCCGGCGGGCCUUCCGUCCCAACACGCGGGCGGAGCAUCACCCGCAAUGCCAGGAGCAACGCCACCGCCGCGUGCCUGGCGUGCAAGGCCAAGAGAAGAAAGUGCAGUGGCCCGCCCGGACCCUGCAAUGCUUGCAUCGCCUCCAAGACCGACUGUGUGUUCAGAGAAGAUCUCGACGGGCGGCGGAAAGAGGCCAUCAAGCGGAAGCUGGAGGAGGGGACCGAGCAUCACCGCGAUCUGUUGAGAGCUCUGCUCCGGUCUGUUCGAUCGAGUGACGAGAAUGAGGCCCAGCACCUCAUCCGGCUGAUUCGAGAUGACGCACCGCUGUCAACCAUCAACUCCGUCAUCGACGAAAGCGUCAGAAAACUUCGUGAAAACAGUCCCCAGACCGAAGCCACGAUUGAUGGCCUUCUCAGGCUGAGAGCCGAAGCUGCCAGUCUGGCCGAGCAGACUCCGCCGAAUCGACCGCGAAGGAAGACCAUGAGCGUGGAGCAGAUGACGGAUGAGCCACUCUUCCAGCUCACGGCCAGACCCUGGACGACAGUCACGGACGAUGAUUAUCUCGUCUCACACCUGGUCUCCCUCUAUUUCACUUGGUGGAACACCUUCAUGCAUCCGCUUCACGAACCGUUUCUGGUCGACGCCAUGGCAGCGGGAGACACCACGAGUCCGCUUUGCUCUUCGUUCCUGGUGAACGCCCUGCUGGCCCUUUCUUGCAGCUACUCGGACUUACCUGGGGCGUUCUCUGACCCGGACGACCCGGAUACCUGGGGAGAGCAUUUCUAUGACGAAGCAAGGCGCCUGUGGGACCGUGAGGAAGGGCGCGCCUCCAUGACUAACCUGCAAGGCCUGUACCUCUUGAUGCUGUACCAGAGUAUGCGCGGCAAAGAUCAACUUGGCUGGUCCACCAUGUCGCAAGUAGUCCACAUGUACCGCGACAUGGGCCUCUACAACCAGGUCAAGAUACCACGUGAUUGCCCGGCCGAAUCCGUGGACAAGAUGAAAACCGCCUUGUUGAAUGUCUCCUGGUCGGUCUUUACCUGCAACACGAUAUUUGCCAUUUUUCUUCUCAAACCCCCGACGCUCGAACCGCCGACGGUGGCGCGCCCUUUCACGGGGGAUGACCUUGAUAAGUCGGUAGAGUGGAAACCGUAUCCCCGCGCUGAGAGGACAGAUCCGCUGUAUGGAGAGGCCCUCGUGAAUGCCUAUUGUGACUUGGCCGAGAUAGCAUAUGAGGUAGCAUUAAGCGUGCCUUUCACUGAAUUGGAAGACGAGAAUGCAUCUCUGCAGCUGAUGGCGAGGUUGCGUACCUGGCACGAUAGCCUCCCUGCAACGUUGCAAGCCAACUCCGCCACGCCGGGGCCAUUGUUUGAGCUACAUGCCAUUUACUAUUCGUGUUCCCUCACCUUGAGUGAGGUUUCUGCGCGCGACACUUCGCCCGGGCCAACACCCGGCCACGCAUCGCCCAGCAUCCCGCCGACCGCGGGCAUGACUGCUCGCCGCACGUCCCUUCUCUUGAUCCAACACAUGUUGCCCCUGUAUCGACAGUUCCGCCAGACAUACGGCCUCGUUCGCGUGAUGGCCGGCAGUUGCCAGGCGGCGGCGGUGGCGUUUUUCAUCUUGCUGAAGGCGCUGCGUGGGCCGCCGUCGUCGCAGUCGGAGGAUAACGAAGACGCCCUCAUCGACCUGACGAUGUACUUGAUGAUGGGGGCCCGACGCUGGUUGGUGUACGCCGGUAUGCUCCGGAUGCUGCGGCCGACGGCGCAGUCGAUGGGGGUCCAGCUGCCUCGGCGCCUGAUGGAGAUCCUGGACGAGUUCGACAAGAACGUGUGGACGGUGGGGGCGCAUCGGCGCAUCCGCAGCGUCUAUCCGAACCUCGCUCUGGUGAAGAAGGACGCAGAAGACGGCGAGGACGUGACGAUGGGCGAGUUGCUGGCCCGAUGGGAAGCAGUGUGGACGGACGAGCAGCCGGACACCCGUCUCGAUAACUAG